AGAUAAUUUAGAUCGGAGGAAGUAUUGUCGACACAGUAGACAUUUCAGGUUUCCGAGAAUAAUAUAGCCUACAUGACAUUGUAGCAGUCGGUUUUUUGAUCGACCUUUAUUGUGGGGCUUUUUCAUUUUUACUCCAGCUGUGUGUGGAAUUUAGCUGUUUUUCUCGACUGCUUUGAUUCGUCAUGAUAUUACAAAGCCGUUGGACCGAAACAAUGAAAUGGCAAGUGAUACUGUUUUUCUCAAUGCUCUCUCUCUGUUAUGUGUUCGGGCAGGUAAGCUAUUCUGUUCCAGAAGAAAUGUCAAAAGGCUCGUUAGUCGGUAAGAUAGCACAAGAUUUAGGUUUGGACCUAAAACGGUUGAAAACGGGAAAAGCUCGCUUGCAUGUUGGAAACAGCGCUAAAUACAUUGAACUGAAUAAAGAAAGGGGGGUGCUUCUUAUCAAGGAGAGAAUGGAUAGGGAGGCUUUAUGCAAACAAACGACUCCCUGUGCUUUACACUUUCAAAUGAUUUUGGAAAAUCCCAUCGAGUUCUACCGUGUUACUGUAGAAAUAACAGAUAUAAACGACAACGCCCCGAUAUUCAAAAUGAAAGAUAUGGUAUUUGAAAUAAGCGAGUCGGCUGUGAAGGGGUCAAAAUUUAUAUUAGAGAAAGCACUGGAUUCUGACGUUGGAAUAAAUGGGCUUAAAAGCUACUCCCUUAACCCAACAGAUAAUUUUGCUUUGAAACUCAACGACAACACUAAUGGGGGGAAAGAAAUAGAGAUGGUUUUGGAGAAACCUCUUGAUCGAGAGAAAGAGGAGCAGCUGACUCUUACACUAACAGCCGUCGACGGAGGUGAACCUCAGCUCUCGGGGACAGUGCAAAUUCAUGUAACUAUAUUAGAUGUCAAUGACAACGCACCGGUUUUUACACAGUCAACGUACAAAAGUAGUUUAAUGGAAAAUUCUCUAAAAGGAACUCAACUGAUUACUGUUACAGCCACCGAUAAAGAUGAAGGAACAAAUGGUUUCGUAACAUAUUCGAUAUCAAAUAACAUUGAUGGAAUUUCUGAUUUAUUUGAAAUACAUGAGACAAGCGGGGAAGUACGGUUGAUCGGAAAUGUAGAUUAUGAAACAUCGAAACAUUAUCAGCUCAAUAUUAAAGCCAAAGAUCAGGGUGGUCUCAGUGACUCGUGUAAGAUUAUGUUUGAUAUUACUGAUGUAAAUGAUAAUAGCCCAAUAAUAGAUUUAAUGUCGACUACUCAAUCGGUUCCAGAAGAUUCCACCUUAAAAACCGUUGUUGCAGUUAUGAACGUGCAUGAUGCUGAUUCAGACGAUAAUGGAGUAGUUAAAUGUUUCCUAAAUGACAAUGUACCUUUUAAUAUUGAGAGUACAUCAAAUAGCUUCUACAGCAUCAUAACAGACAGUGAUUUAGACAGAGAGAGAGCAUCAGAAUAUAACAUCACUGUGACCUGCUCUGAUGAGGGAGUGCCCUCCCUCUCCAGCAGCGUCACUCUCACCUUACAGAUCUCAGACGUUAAUGAUAACGCACCUGUCUUUGAGAGAAGCUCAUAUGAGGCCUAUAUUGUAGAAAACAACACGCCAGGUCUCUUGAUAUUCACAGUCAAAGCCACAGACGCUGACUGGAACCAGAAUGCCCGUGUUUCUUACAUACUGGAGGACUCCUCCGUUAACGGAGUGCCAGUCUCCUCAUAUGUGUCGGUUAGUGCUAAUAGUGGAGUCAUCCAUGCAGUGCGCUCUUUUGACUACGAGCAGAUCAAAGAUUUCCACUUCCGCGUAAAAGCGCAGGAUGGAGGCUCUCCUCCACUCAGCAGCAACGUGACUGUGAAAGUAAUGAUCCGGGACCAGAACGACAACCCCCCUCAGGUUCUGUACCCAGUCCAGACUGGUGGCUCUCUGGUGGCUGAAAUGGUGCCUCGUUCAGCAGAUGUGGGCUAUCUGGUGACUAAAGUGGUGGCUGUUGAUGUGGACUCUGGACAGAAUGCCUGGCUCUCCUAUAAACUGCAGAAAGCCACAGACAGGGCGCUGUUUGAAGUGGGCUUACAGAAUGGAGAAAUCAGAACUAUCCGCCAAGUCACUGAUAAAGAUGCUAUCAAACAAAGUCUGACUGUUAUAGUGGAGGACAACGGGCAGCCCUCUCGUUCAGCUACAGUCGUUGUUAACGUGGCGGUGGCGGACAGCUUCCCUGAAGUGCUGUCGGAGUUCACUGAGUUGACACACGACAAGGAGUACAAUGACAACCUGACUUUUUACUUAGUCUUGGCUCUGGCUGUAGUUUCCUUCCUCUUCAUCACGUGUUUAGUGGUUAUUAUAUCAGUCAAAAUCUACAGAUGGAGACAGUCUCGCAUCCUGUAUCACUCCAACCUGCCUGUCAUUCCAUAUUAUCCACCACGUUACUCAGACACUUUGGGCACAGGGACUCUUCCACAUGUGUACAAUUACGAGGUGUGCAGGACGACUGACUCCAGAAAGAGUGACUGUAAGUUCGGCAGAGCUGGUAGUCAGAACGUGCUGAUAAUGGACCCCAGUUCUACAGGAACGAUGCAGCGGAUACAGAGUGAAAAGAGCAUCCUGGAUGAACCAGACUCUCCUCUAGAGGUCAGUUAA
Pelmatolapia mariae (spotted tilapia) is the source of this 2606-nucleotide messenger RNA. Its product is annotated as protocadherin beta-16-like. Lineage: Eukaryota; Metazoa; Chordata; Actinopteri; Cichliformes; Cichlidae. Gene Ontology annotation, molecular function: calcium ion binding. The record is from RefSeq and is a predicted model, not a curated record. Gene Ontology annotation, cellular component: plasma membrane. Bases 183 to 2606 code for a protein of 807 amino acids. Gene Ontology annotation, biological process: homophilic cell-cell adhesion. The transcript has a single exon.